This is a messenger RNA of Laccaria bicolor S238N-H82, 849 nucleotides long. RefSeq lists its product as uncharacterized. The transcript has a single exon. NCBI's taxonomy places the organism in Eukaryota, Fungi, Basidiomycota, Agaricomycetes, Agaricales, Hydnangiaceae. The record is from RefSeq and is a predicted model, not a curated record. Bases 1 to 849 code for a protein of 282 amino acids.
AUGGUAUCCUUGUUCAUACUUUUCAGCAAAAUGGAAUCCUUCAUUAGAUCCAAGUACGAAUCACGCCGAUGGGCUCUAGACGGGCUCCCUCCGGUUGACCCAUCCGUCUUGGAGAAUGCUUCUUCGGCUGCAAUACCAGAUCCUUCUUCCUCACAAAUACCAGAACAAACUCAACCCAAGAGUGUUACUUCUACUCGACCAUCUCACGCUACGAUUUCGAGUAUCUCUCGUCAAUCCAAUGUUGCGAUCAACCCUCCACCUCAACAUCACCAGCUGCUUUCUGCUGGAUACUCGAAUAGACAACCGAAUACCACAUCCGCCGAUUCAUCCGUUCCUCAACCCGUUCACCACGAAUCGACUCUGCAGACCAACAUCCCACAAAAUGACUUGUUUUCUCUUGAUUUCCACGCUCCACCGCCUGUGAAUAAUGCACCCGUGCAGCAGGUCAAGAAGGAUUUCAAGCAAGACAUUCUAUCCCUGUUUUCUAGCCCCCCGGGCGCAACUCAGCCUGCUACGGCUGGCUUUGGACACUAUAAUAAUACGCCCGUUACUGCAUCGUCCUCCCCUUGGGGUAGCAUACAACCACAGCAGCCUAAUGUCGUGGGAGCUUGGGGUGCUAGCUCAGCCUGGACAGGACCGAGUGCUCCGGAUUUGCCGAAUACCGUCUGGGCAAAUUCUCCACAACAUCAGCAAGCAAGUCUGUUGAAUACAAGCAAUGUAUGGGAUGGAAUGAAUUUUGGUCCGCCAGCUCAACAGCAGAGUCAGAGCACCUUCAGUGAGCCGUUCUCAGCCACCCCUGUACACAAGAAAGACGACGUAUUCGGAGACCUUUGGGGGGAUUUCAAGUAG